Molecule: messenger RNA, 650 nt
Organism: Hyphopichia burtonii NRRL Y-1933
Lineage: Eukaryota; Fungi; Ascomycota; Pichiomycetes; Serinales; Debaryomycetaceae
Gene: COX4
Product: cytochrome c oxidase subunit IV
Exons: 1
Biological process (GO): mitochondrial electron transport, cytochrome c to oxygen
Cellular component (GO): mitochondrial envelope
Source: RefSeq, a predicted model, not a curated record
AAUGCUCUCUCGUUCAUUACGUGUUAUUAGACCAUCUAUUCAAUCAGUUAGAUUGUUUUCAACUUCAAAAAUUACUUUACAACAUAAUAAAGUUGACUCUAAAACUGCAAGCAAUUUAUCUGAAGUUACCGGUCCAGAUUCUUCUUUAAUUGGUCCUGGUGCUAAGCCAGGUACUAUUCCAACUAAUGAAGAUCAAGCUACUGGUUUAGAAAGAUUUGAAAUGUUGGGUAAAUUAGAAGGUAUUGAUGUUUGGGAUAUGGAAAAUCCAAUUAAAGAAGGUACUGGUCACCCAACUGAUCCUUUCUUAGUUCCUUCUUAUCUUGGUGAACGUAUAGUUGGUUGUAAAGGUAAAGGUGAUGAAGAUCAUAAACCUUAUUGGAUGAAUGUUUCUGAAGAUAAACCAGGUAGAUGUUGGCAUUGUGGUAAUGUUUUCGCUAUUAAAUACUUGGGUUCUCCUGAACAUCACCAUCAUUAAGUUUAUUACGUCAAUUCUUAGCUCAUGUUCUCUUCUCCUUCAAUCUGUUUCAUUACUCCUUUCUAUUUUAUUUCUAAAAAGAAACAUUUCAAAAAAAUUUCCGGUCAUAUCAUAGACUCAUUGUCUCUUCCAAAUUAUAUAAAGAUUCUCUAUGAUCACAUAAUUUUAAGUUAGC